AUGUCCCAAGAACCAUCGCCAGAAUUCGUACCCCAUGUAAUCGAGCUCACCUCGGCUACCGACGGUAACAUCGUCAAGGUCCACCUAUCGCCUGGUCGUGCAGAAGUCACUCGCGUCUACAAGUUAGCACUCGAAAUUGGGGUCAAUCAGAUUAAAAUCUCUGGUCUUCCUGAGGAAAUCGACGACACGAUAAGAGUCGAAGGGCGAGGAGACGCUACCAUCCAUGAUGUCUCCAUUACACCAACGCCUCUAGCUCCGUCAGAUCCUGCGACUGAGCGUGCAGUAGCGAGAGAAUAUCGGAGCGCGGAAAACGAAGCUAGGAGAUACAAGGACGCUUCCUUUUUCUUGGAGAAUUUUCUGCGCAAAGUGGAACUUGUGCCCUGCGAUCACGCCCAAAUCCCAAUGAUCCUGCGUACCUACGAGCACGCAAGUUCGAAGCUUGAUAAUCGGCUGAUUUACAUUGAGGAGGAACUGGAGAAACUACGGCUGAGCCGUACCCCACUGUCAUAUUUGAUGCCACUGACGGCUACUGUCGUUAUGUUCGCUGAGCAUGCAGGGGAAGCAGAAAUUGCGCUUGUUUACGCGGUGCCGAACGCUUCCUGGAACGCUACCUAUGACAUUCGCAUAGAUAUGAAAUCCGAAGAUGCUCCCUUCUCCAUCAGGUACAAGGCGGUGAUAUCCCAACGCACUGGCGAGAACUGGGACGGUGUACAGUUGACGUUGGACACUUUCACCCCCAAGCUUGACACAGGGGUGCCGUCUCUAGGGUUAUGUCGAUUAACGCCCGUGAUGGUUCAGCCCGCCCAUCCACGACAGUGUUCCCGAGAGCGCAGCCCACGCCGCGAUGUGGUGUGUAACUCUGAGCGCUAUCAGGCUCGUUCCCGUUCUUAUACCCCACCCCAUCGCCCUCCAAGGUCCAUGCCACACGCCACAGUCCCCGUGUCAGGCUUUGGAGGCCUUAAUGCGACGUACGAUGUCCCUGGCUUGAUCAGUAUCCCAAACGAAGCCCAGGCCCACAUUGUCACCAUUGCUGAGCUCGAAUUGGACGCGUCGUUUUCCUGGUUGGUUGUGCCGAAACUUGACCUCAGUGCACAUCUGAAAGCUCAAGUGAAAAAUGUCUCUGAAUAUACGCUCGUCGCUGGACCCACUAAUGUCUAUAUCGACGGGAGUUUCGUUGCCAGGUCGCGUAUACCGGACGUUAGCCCUCAAGAGAGUUUUGAGUGUUCCCUUGGCGUUGACCCUUCCAUCCGUGUUACCUACACUCCGUUGAGCAAGAAAGUGUCCUCUUCAGGUCUUAUUAACAAAACGGCCACAACUGCAUAUUCCAGACAAGCGACUAUUCGGAACACCAAAUCGAUAGUCAUCGAGAACCUGAAAAUUCUCGACCGAAUUCCUAUCUCGGAGGACUCACAGAUUGUUGUCAAGUUGAUCAAGCCUGCACUGAGCUUGUCGGAAUCGCCGCAGAGCCCUUCGGAAAACAGGGGCAUGCUGGACAAGGCCGGAGGGUACCAGUUCAAGACCGCUAAGUCAUCUAACACGCUAUUGAGAGUGGCUGAGAAUGUGAGCGCCCAGUGGGAAGGUGAAGACGGCGAAGACGGGACGGGGAAAGACGGGAGGAUAAGCUGGCUUUGUACGGUUCCACCGCAAGGAAAGGUUAGCGUCAAUCUGCAGUGGGAAGAAUGUACACCUGUGGACAUGAUGUUGGCUGAGAGUUCGAGAUACCGCUGUUGUUCGAUCAUCAAGUUCAAUGCUGCGACUGCUAGAUAG
This is a messenger RNA of Pleurotus ostreatus (oyster mushroom), 1767 nucleotides long. RefSeq lists its product as uncharacterized. Lineage: Eukaryota; Fungi; Basidiomycota; Agaricomycetes; Agaricales; Pleurotaceae. The record is from RefSeq and is a predicted model, not a curated record. The transcript is spliced from 7 exons. Bases 1 to 1767 code for a protein of 588 amino acids.